CAGAGGAGUUGGUGUCACUGAGACAAGAGGGAGUGAAGCAGCCGGCCGUGGGGAGUCAAUGACGAGGACAGAAUAACAGGCAGCUUUUUCAGACCCCUUUUUGAAUAACAUUUGUGCCUUCAGAUAUUGCUACUUUAAAGUGUAAUGAAAGAAAUAGCUCUGGGUCUCUCUUGAAAGCUGCCCGCCUGAUUACAGCACAGAGCUUGGUUAAACUAGUAAUGUCUCGCUGAAGCCAGCAACUGAAUCUCGACAACAUCGCCGCCCUCGUCAAAGAUCAACAGCGGCGCAACCUCCCCCCCACCCCAAAAAAAAAAAACAGUAACCAUAAAACAGGAAAAUCAUUCCCACAGAUUAGCCACACGGACGCCUCGCCGCCUUGUCAAGCAAACAUGGGGGAGCAGCCCAUCUACAGCACUCGAGCUCACGUCUUCCAAAUCGACCCCAGCACCAAGAAGAACUGGGUCCCGACCAGCAAGCAUGCAGUGACCGUGUCCUACUUCUACGACAGCACAAGGAACGUCUACAGGAUAAUCAGCCUGGACGGGGCGAAGGCAAUAAUAAACAGCACCAUCACUCCGAACAUGACUUUCACAAAGACCUCCCAGAAGUUUGGCCAGUGGGCAGACAGCAGAGCUAAUACUGUCUAUGGACUGGGAUUCUCAUCAGAACACCAUCUUGUGAAGUUUUCAGAAAAGUUUUCGGAGUUUAAGGAAGCUGCUAGGUUAGCGAAGGAGAAGUCUCAAGAGAAGAUGGAGCUGACCAGCACUCCCUCUCAGGAGUCUGCCCCAGGGGACAUUCAGUCACCUCUGACCCCCGAGAGCAUCAACGGGACAGAUGAUGAGAGGGUCACUCCAGACCUGACCCAAAACUCGGAACUGCGAGCCGAACCUACCCAGAAUGCACUGUCCUUCACGCACAGGAACAUCAAUGGAGCUGUACCCACCAUACUGACACACAUGCACCUUGUCUCACCAAACCAAGAGGGCAGCAGCUCUGCAAUCAAUAAGCACUGGGAGGCGGAGUUGGCGGCUCUCAAGGGAAACAACGCCAAGCUGACAGCGGCGCUCCUCGAGUCCACGGGCAACGUGAAGCAGUGGAAACAGCAGCUUGCCGCCUACCAGGACGAGGCAGAGAGGCUGCAUAAAAGGGUGACUGAGCUGGAGUGUGUGAGCAGUCAAGCAAACGCAAUUCAAUCUCACAAGACAGAGUUAAACCAAACAAUAGAAGAACUGGAGUCAACAUUAAAAGCAAAGGAAGAGGAAAUCGAGAGGUUGAAAGAGGAAAUGGAACAUGCCCGACAGCUGCAGACUCAGAGAGACACUCUCACGCAGAAGCUUCAGGAAACAGAAACGAGGAACGCAGACCUGGAGGGGCAGCUGACGGAGCUGGGGCAACGGCUGGAGAACAGCCAGACACAGCAGGAGAGCUUCCGCAACAAUUUAAAAACUCUGCUCGAGAUCCUAGAUGGCAAAAUCUUUGAACUGACCGAGCUGCGGGAUAGCCUGGCCAAGCUCAUAGAAUGCAGCUAAAGCGUGGCUGUUCUUUAGUGUGACCGCCUCUGUAAUGUGAACGCCAUGCUGGUGCCCACAGGAGUUCUUCCUUCUUUCCUUCCUUCCUUCUUCAUCCACCUGGAAGAUAGAAAGUAUUAUUUGAAGUAUAAAAUAUGACAAGAAUGAUAAUGCUGAUAAAAGUUUUUUUUUUAUAGCAUUCCAUGUUAUUGAGAAAUAUGUGGUCUGCUUUUCACUUCCAUUUUGAGCAGAUGGCACACCAUGCUUUGUGCUUCAACCUCAGGACAAAGCAUGAUGGUGAGCACUCUCUUCAUUUAUUAUUAUAAAUAUUAUUUUUACACUACUAUUGUUUAGUCAUAAAAAUUGACCUUACCAACAAAAAGAUAUGGCAGCUGACUUUACCUUCGAUUUAUUUUUUGGUUCCCCUUACAAUCUUUGCGGUAAGGAAGUCAUUGGUUUUCAAAAGAUGCUUAGUGCAGCACCCCGAAGUAUGGUGUGGUUUUGUAGACAACUUACUUUAUCCGGCGUGUGCAGGAAGAUUACUACACUACAACCCUGAUGGGCUUUCCUCUCUGUAGAACUACCUAGCCUCUUGUCCUGUAUCCCAGGCGUGAAAGCAGGGUCCCAGUAUUCAGUUUAAUAAAGGGUUAUGUGGUUUGAAUAUGAGGGCAAGGCCUGCGCUGAGCCCCUGUAUACACAGAGCAAUACUGGAGGAGCCUCGGGAGUCCACUGAAAUCACGCAAUCAGGUAUUCCAUACGUCUUUGUUUUCCGAAUGAUCUGGAAAAGGACCAGAAAUGGUGGCCCUGCACACUGUAGGAAGCCGCCUGCGCUGUCUUUUCUUUCUAGACCAUCUUUUUCAACAACUUUAUACUCUACUUGUAAACUUCAGUCAUACCGGACUGUUUGGUUUAAAUCUAAAAUAUUUUUGCCUUUUUUUUUUUUUUUUUUUUUUUUUUUUG
Polyodon spathula (Mississippi paddlefish) is the source of this 2468-nucleotide messenger RNA. Its product is annotated as homer protein homolog 1. Gene Ontology annotation, biological process: regulation of store-operated calcium entry; G protein-coupled glutamate receptor signaling pathway. Gene Ontology annotation, molecular function: G protein-coupled glutamate receptor binding. Gene Ontology annotation, cellular component: postsynaptic density; plasma membrane; dendrite. The record is from RefSeq and is a predicted model, not a curated record. Bases 390 to 1529 code for a protein of 379 amino acids. The transcript is spliced from 11 exons. NCBI's taxonomy places the organism in Eukaryota, Metazoa, Chordata, Actinopteri, Acipenseriformes, Polyodontidae.